Silurus meridionalis is the source of this 1526-nucleotide messenger RNA. It is a transcript of the gene gig2o, whose product is annotated as grass carp reovirus (GCRV)-induced gene 2o. Lineage: Eukaryota; Metazoa; Chordata; Actinopteri; Siluriformes; Siluridae. The transcript is spliced from 4 exons. Gene Ontology annotation, cellular component: cytoplasm. Bases 1 to 759 code for a protein of 252 amino acids. The record is from RefSeq and is a predicted model, not a curated record. Gene Ontology annotation, molecular function: NAD+ poly-ADP-ribosyltransferase activity.
AUGCUCAUAGAGGCCCAGAUUAGAGGAGAAUGCAUCGUGCUGCAGCAAAAGUGGAAAAAAUGGGACACAAGUGUUGGGCUGAUAAGUGACGGCAGACAUGGAGGUCGAGAAAACACACUCUCUCAGAACGAGCCACAAGGCUGGCGCGCUAUUGAAGACAAAAAGACAGUUUCAAAUGACGGAGAGUUGAAAUCGGACCGGGUGUACAACAUGUAUCAUGGCACACAGGUGGACAAUGCUGAAGACAUCAUAAUCAACAGCUUCAAGCCGUCCACGCGCGGACUUCUGGGAAAAGGCGUGUACGUAACCCGCAACUUUCGCAAGGCCAAGUGUUACCCGCUCCGAACCGACAAACGCGAUCAGGUAGUGUUCAAGCUCAAGGUUAACGUCGGCCGAGUGAAAAAUAUCGACUGCUGUCCAGUGCGCACGAAUUGGCACGACGAAGGCUAUGACUGCGCAUGGGUGCCUCCGCACAGCGAGCACGCGGUGCUCAGGUCGUGCGGAGAGGAGGGCUGCGUGCACGACCCCAAACGCGUUACGGUGGUCGACGUGGCGUUUUGCGUGGAUAAAGGGAAACGACGCAAGCUGCGUAACCUCAUCCAGAGCCACACGCGCAACCUCGUCCAGAGCCACGUGCGCAGCAACAAGUGUCCCGCGUGCCUCCAGAGUUUUCUGGACUUAUCGCACGAGACGCGAGACUGCUGGGCGUGCGGAGAAAUGGUUUGUCCGUUUGAAAAAGAGCAUAUGUGUAUGAAGUAGCAGCAUGUCAUGUGAAAGAUCACUUCCCUACAUCCAUUCUUGAACAGCUAGAACAUUGGUUCUGACACAUGGGCCCCCCAGUCUUGUGUUUGGGUCAAAAAAAGGUCAAGACCUGCCUUCGGUACUAAGGUGCAUGCAUCAAAUUACAUUUAAAUGUAUUUAAUAGUACAUAUUUAUUUAUACGUUUAUAUAAAGAUACACUCAUUUUCCCAUGUGAUCGAGACAUACCCUCUAAGUUACGAAGUGACCGUCUUUUUCUGAGAAUGUGGGUGGUCAGUCACUGGUGAAUACAACUCAGACAAUUGUUAUUUAUUUAUUUAUUAUUCUUAUUUUUUUUUACAUCUAACACACUCACAGCUAAAAUAGGAAGGAUGUUUGUCUGAUGUAUUUGGCACAAUAUAUUUUCUAUACAGCAGAUUAUAAUUUGCCCAUAAAUGUCAAUGCAUUUUCAUCUUACAAAGUUUCUAUUGUUAGCUGUAUAUAAUUAUAAAUGUUUACGAAUUUUUUUGAUGGGAUGACCUUCCUUUCUGCUGCAGAUUCAUUGUACAUAUUUUAUUGUUUACUUACCUAAUGGCAAUAUAACCUAUAGCCUAGAAAUAUAAUUGAAUAGAAAUGCAUUAAGAAAGCUUGGAUAAUUGUGCUUUUAUGCUUAGUAAGGCCAUGGUACAAGAGGAGACAUGGUUUGUUUGUCAGUAGCCACUGCUUUAAUGGUAAAUAAAAAAUUUUUUUGUACAAACUGAUCCAAAAUUAAAAAAUGUUAAUAUGUU